Messenger RNA from Aspergillus brunneoviolaceus CBS 621.78, 1950 nucleotides. Its product is annotated as WD40 repeat domain-containing protein. Gene Ontology annotation, biological process: mRNA splicing, via spliceosome. The transcript is spliced from 2 exons. The record is from RefSeq and is a predicted model, not a curated record. Gene Ontology annotation, cellular component: catalytic step 2 spliceosome. Gene Ontology annotation, molecular function: protein binding; mRNA binding. Lineage: Eukaryota; Fungi; Ascomycota; Eurotiomycetes; Eurotiales; Aspergillaceae. The coding region runs from base 46 to 1824 and encodes 592 amino acids.
CAACGAUCCAGUUUCUUAUUCGGAUCGCAACCCCCAUCAGUCGUCAUGUCGUCCUUACUCGGAGCUGGCUAUGAGUCAAGCGACGAUGACACCACUCCCUCCGCCCCUCAGACCCAACCCCCCGCGCCGUCUGCGACCAAGAUUGUCGCCGCGCCCGAAGUGAACACAGAGGAUCAAGCACACAUGCAGAUGAUGCUAGCUAAUACCUCCUCCACCGCCCUGACCUACAACGCCACAUACGACGACCUCUCCCGACCAUCGCAAGGCCCAGCCAACCCGUUCAAACCCAUCGGAGGGGCCAACGGCCUCAAGCGCAAGAAUGUGCCCACCGGAUACGCCGAAGAGGCCGCUAUCAGCGAAGCGACCUUCACGGCGCAGCACCGCACCUUCCAGAGUCUCGGCUACACGCGCAACCCGACGCAGCCCGAGCAGUUCGUCGGCAACCUUUCCCACGCCGCGCAGUUCGGCGGCCGUGACGUGAUCCAGAUGAAACCGUCCAAGACCGUCUCGGCGGCGCUGCGCUCCAAGCGGCAGAGGAAGGGCGACCCGAGCAUCGUCGAAGGGGAGGGCGCCUACCUCGGCCCGUGGGCGAAAUACCAGUCGGACGACCACUACUACGACGAGCGGGCCGUGGAGGGCGACGAGGCGGAGGAUCGCGAGCUGGCCAGCGACGAAGAAUACGUGUAUGAGGACGAGGUGGACGCAGCCCAGGCACCCCCCGCGCACAUCCCCCCACCCAUGGACAAACUGGCGACCGACUACCAAGACGACUCGACCACCGCGGAGACGACCGAGUUCCACGGCAGCGAGCAGUUCGACUACCAGGGCCGGACGUACAUGCACAUCCCGCAGGAUCUGGACAUCGACCUCCGGCGGGAGCCCGGCAGCACGAAGAACUUCAUCCCCAAGAAACUCAUCCACACGUGGAAGUCGCACACCAAGGCGAUCACCUCGCUGCGCUUCUUCCCGCGGUCGGGCCACCUGCUCCUGUCGGCGGCCGCCGACGGCAAGGCCAAGAUCUGGGACGCGUACCACUCGCGCGAGCUGCUGCGGACCUUCUCGGGCCACAGCAAGGCGAUCACGGACACGGACUUCCACCCGACGGGGACGACCUUCCUCACGGCCUCGUACGACCGGCAGAUCAAGCUCUGGGACACCGAGUACGGCAAGUGCGUGGGCCGGUUCUCGACGGGCAAGACGCCGCACGUCAUCCGGUUCAACCCGGCCCCGGACCUCUCCCACGAGUUCCUGGCCGGCAUGUCCGACAAGAAGAUCGUGCAGUUCGACACGCGGUCCGGCGAGCUGGUCCAGGAGUACGACCACCACCUGGCGGCGAUCAACACGAUCACCUUCGUGGACGACAACCGGCGCUUCAUCUCCACCUCGGACGACAAGUCGCUGCGCGCGUGGGAGUACGGCAUCCCCGUGCCGAUCAAGUUCAUCGCCGAGCCCUACAUGUUCGCCCUCACGCGCGCCACCCCGCACCCCAACGGCAAGUACGUCGCCUUCCAGUCCGGCGACAACCAGAUCGUCGUCUACGGCGCCACCGACAAGUUCCGCCAGAACCGCAAGAAGAGCUUCCGCGGCCACAACAACGCCGGCUACGGCAUCGACAUCCGCAUCUCCCCCGACGGCCAAUUCCUCGCCUCCGGCGACAGCGCCGGCUACGUCUGCUUCUGGGACUGGAAGACCGGCAAGAUGUACCACAAGAUCCUCGCCGGCGGCAAGGAGGGCGGCGCCACCACCUGUCUCGAUUGGCAUCCCCAGGAGACCAGCAAGGUUGUUACCGGUGGCUUGGAUGGGAUUAUUCGCUACUGGGAUUAAUUUCCUCUUACGGGCCUUAUCUAUCUGUUUUUUUUAUUCCUUCAAGGCACACAAGGAGUUUAUGGUAUAAUGUCGCUUCCAUAUGAAGGCUUUUUUUUUCUUUCUUCCAUUGUCACGUAUAGGUAC